GAUUUAAAUCACUCUUUGCCUCGAAUCAGCUGCUGAUCUUAACAACAAUGGCAACGUUCGGCUUAAUUUCCCGACAAAAACUAGCCUUAAUCAAUCGACAAUGCGGCUUCCAGCGCCUGUUCUGCAGCGCCGGUGUCACCGCCAAGCUCAAGCCGGAAAUCACACUGGACGAAUCGAUCAGCCAGGCCCUGGAUGCGGGUCAGUACAAGCCGCGGAAGCACGAGGGUCGCUUGACCACCGGGGGUUGCGUCACCGUUCCCGGCCCGAUUGUCGCGGCGAUCGUCAAAAGCUGCAAGGACCACCCGGUGAAGGCGUUGCUCGCCGAGGGCCGCAAGUUGGACAAUUUUGUGCGCUCGAGGAAGCCUCCGAUGGAGCCGGAUGAGUUGAGGAGGAGGAUUAAUGAAGUCAGGCAUCGGGUUGGGGAGGAGUUUCGGGGGAAGGUGGCUGUGGAGGAGAUGAGCGAGGAGCAGAUAACUUAUAUAAAUAAGGUUGUGGAGGCGCAGUCGAAGAAGCGGGCCAAGCAGCAGAUUUACGCGUGGAAACCAGUGGAUUAUGACGCGUUUAAGGGUUUGCAGUAUUUGCUGGGGAGGUCGGCGGCGGAAUACGCGGUUUUGACGCGGAUAUUCGAGGAGAUUAAGAAGCGGGAUCCUGGGUUUAGGCCUAGGAGUUUGAUUGAUUUUGGGUCGGGUGUUGGAACGGGCACUUGGGCGGCUUCGAACCUGUGGAAGGAGCACAUCUUUGAGUACGUGUCGAUUGACGCUUCGGCGGAUAUGAACGACCUGGCGGAGUUGAUUUUGCGAGGCGGGGACGUUAAUAAGCCGAUGACGUUGAGGAACGUGUUUUAUCGGCAGUUCCUUCCGGCGACCUCCAAGUCCAAGUACGACCUGGUGAUGGCUGCUUUUUCGCUGUUUGAACUGCCUUCGGCGCGGAAUCGGCUGGACAUUGUCGGGAAUCUGUGGGACAAGUGCGACGGCUAUCUGGUGCUGGUCGAGCACGGAUCUUACGCGGGAUUUUCACUGAUUGAGGAAGCGCGGAGGUUUCUGCUGAAGAAGGUCGAAGACGGUGAGGGGGAGGAGCUGCACGUGUUUUCGCCCUGUCCGCACGAGCAGUCGUGUCCCCGGGUGACGCUGGACGACGGGACGCCGUGCAACUUUGAAAUGACCUACAACCAACUUCCGUUGGGUGGAACUGCCGGGGAGGCCGCCAAGUGCGUGUACUCGUACGUGGUGUUCAAGAAAGGUUCGCCCAGUGCCGAGCAGAGCAGGUUUCCGAGACUGGUGCGGCCAACGCUGGUCCGGUCGAAACAUGCCGUUUGUCGGAUGUGCACCGACGCGGGGAAGCUGCAGGAGGUCAUCUUUACCGCGAGCAAGCAUGGAAAGAACCUGUACCGAUGUGCGAAGGCUACCAAGUGGGGAGACCAGUUGCCAAUCAAAAUUGAAGAGAAGAGUUGAUUUUGUCGAUUGUAGAUUACGAUGAAUAAAACAUAGGGUUUAGAAAGGUUAAUAAGAUUAAUAAGAAA
Culex quinquefasciatus (southern house mosquito) is the source of this 1519-nucleotide messenger RNA. Its product is annotated as methyltransferase-like protein 17, mitochondrial. Gene Ontology annotation, cellular component: mitochondrial small ribosomal subunit. The record is from RefSeq and is a predicted model, not a curated record. The coding region runs from base 48 to 1451 and encodes 467 amino acids. Gene Ontology annotation, molecular function: structural constituent of ribosome; methyltransferase activity. NCBI's taxonomy places the organism in Eukaryota, Metazoa, Arthropoda, Insecta, Diptera, Culicidae. Gene Ontology annotation, biological process: translation. The transcript has 3 exons.